This is a messenger RNA of Gadus macrocephalus (Pacific cod), 2558 nucleotides long. RefSeq lists its product as uncharacterized. The transcript has 7 exons. The coding region runs from base 158 to 1837 and encodes 559 amino acids. NCBI's taxonomy places the organism in Eukaryota, Metazoa, Chordata, Actinopteri, Gadiformes, Gadidae. The record is from RefSeq and is a predicted model, not a curated record.
UUGGCACGACACCGGCUCCCAUGUUAGCAGGUUUGAGUGUUUGCACGCUGCCUGCGUGAUACGCGCAACAAAAACAUGUGCAUGCUAGAAAUGGGACAGUUUGCCUACUUUUCACGCAACACGCAAGGCGUUUUAAAAACAGUUUAACAAUAUUCAUAUGACAUAUUUUCUCAAUGGACAACGUAUUAGCAAAUUCAUUGACAAAUAUUUAAUGUGUGGCAAUAUUUGUUUUUCAGCUGCUAAUAUAAGCAAAGAUAUGCUGCCAAGCCUCACAAAGGAGGACUUGCGUGACCUUUUUCCUGGUCCAGAACACUUCCUGAGAAGGAGAACCAUUUGGAGACUCAGUCAUGAUGAAAAUGAGGGUCAAGAAUCAGAGCUGCAUAGACCAGGAAGCAGUGAAUUCAGCCCCACCCACCCACCUCCUCUUCCCCAACAUCCAUUUCCUUCCUCUUUGUCUUCCUCCAACCCUCUCCCCUCUCCAUCCCCCAUUUCUUCUCCAUCCUCCCUCCCCUCUCCAAGCCCAAGACCCCAACAUGGCAGAACGGUACAACUUGUCAGCCCAACUUAUGUCAUAUACACAGACACAGAAUUAGAGCUUGCAAGGAGUGCCUUCUUUGACCAACAGUGUGCUGGAAAAGAGGGAGACUUUAGCCUGUCCAAAGAUCUUCGUUGCAGAUUAAUAAGAAAUACCAUCACGAGCAUGAUUGCAAUCAAAAGAGCAACAGAGGAUGAUUUUAAAUAUCCAUGCAACCGGGAGCUCACAUUUAUGGCAAAGCGCCUCGUGGACUACUACCCAAUGCUUCGGGACCAAUCUGCCAAGAGUGGGGCUGAGUGGGAAUAUCUGAAGAAACAGCUCCUAAAAAGAGUCCAAAAUGUUUCAACUCCUAAAAAGCAGCAGGGAGCAACUCCUUUGCGAAAGAAGGCACGGAGACUUAGCUUUCAGUCCAGACAGGAGACGUCCACUGAUGAGACUGAUGACUCCACCACCUCUACUGUGAUCUUGGAGAGAUCACCACCACGCUGUAGCACUCCACAGAUUGAACAAUCGUAUGCAUCAGACACUUCGGACAGCCUGCAGUAUCAGGCAAGACAUUAUAAAACUCUGCAGGACAUGUAUAAAACCAAGGCCAGGCCAAACAAGAAGGAUGUUGCCCAGCUCCUAGACCUUGAAUUCCAGUCAAGACGCGCCUUCAUUGACUCCGAUGCGACUAAGGAGCAGGACAGGCCUGUCAAGAUCCUUGAGGCGUAUCCCUGCUUUGGAGAAUUGGACCAUCUAAUGGAUGAACUCCGGCGGAUCCUCGAUCAAGGGAACCCCCACUUCCUACCUGAACUAAAUACCCGGCGGGCGACCUUUUUUGAGAGGGCAGAGUUUUAUGGCGUUUUCAAGAAGGUCAUGAGGCCUCCACUGUUGGACAAAGCACAGCAGUCAAUCGCCCUGAUGAAGGCAUUGCCAGACUUAUUUCCAUCACCUGUGGCUCCACCCAAGAAGUUGGGACAUGCAAGUGAGGCUUUGCUUCACAUCCUUAAGCCUACAGAAGACCCCAACACCUUUCUACGAGCAAGACCACUCUCCAGCCCGGUCGUUGUUGUCAGUGAAACUAACUGCAUACUAUCUAUUGGAACCACGCCUGUGUUGACUUUCCCAAAAGAGGAUAUCGAUGCUAGCGUAAUGUAUCUCAUGGCAUGCUAUUACAUCUUUCACCUUACAUAUCCCAAGUGCGUUGCCACACUCAUGUCUGUGCUGCAGACCGAGGUUCUCCUGGAUGCCAUCCACGACCAGGACAUGACUUCCUCAUAUAGGAAGGCUAUAGGCGAGUGGAAGAAAUUCUUAGCUUAAAGUGGAAAUGAGAGUGGAUAAUCUUGUUUUGGUUUGUUUUGAGGCUGUGGCUUUUUUUUUUUUUUGCCUUACGUGUUUUUUUACUUUUUAGUUUGCUGUUAAGUUCAGCUGCAUGACCUUCCCAAAAGAGGAUAUUGAUGUUCGCACAAUGUAAAAUGGCAUGCAUUAUCUUUCACCUUAGAUAUCCUAAGUGUGCACACUUCUGUCUGCGCAAGUUCUCUUAGAUACUAUCCACAGCCAGGACAUGACUUCCUCAUGUAGAUAGAUGCAUGUUUUUCACUUUUUAGUUUGCUCUUUAAAAAAUCUUCAUUGAAGAUCAUGCGCCGAGCUGGAGUGUUUAUUUGGAAAAAUCCGAUGAGUUUUUACAUAUCUCCAUUUCAAGUCAAAGAGUACUGUCAGUACGGAAAAAAACUUUGGUUUUACCUAGCUCAGCCAGCAGCUAACGCAGACAGGCAGCUACAGUGCUAAACUCUGGGGGCAUGUACAUGGAGGCUGCCAUGCCCCCAGAGUGAGGAGCUGUAGCUGCCUGUCUGUUAGCUGCUGGCUGAUGCAACUCUUGCUAGGUAAAACUGAUUGUUUUUGGGGGGCUUUCGUACCGACAGUACUCCUUGACCUCAAAACGGUGAACUAUAUGAAAAAUCGUCUGAUUUUUCCUGUAAUAGUAAGUUCAGGCUUUUACUGUUUCUACUGUAAAGGAAAAGUUGUACUUGAAAGGCAAUAA